Monoraphidium neglectum is the source of this 1900-nucleotide messenger RNA. RefSeq lists its product as hypothetical. The annotation marks the transcript as partial. Gene Ontology annotation, biological process: proteolysis. The record is from RefSeq and is a predicted model, not a curated record. Lineage: Eukaryota; Viridiplantae; Chlorophyta; Chlorophyceae; Sphaeropleales; Selenastraceae. Gene Ontology annotation, molecular function: endopeptidase activity; protein binding; serine-type peptidase activity. The transcript has 9 exons.
GUCGGAACAGCAGCAUGGUGCAACGGACGGGCAGGGCAGCCAGCUGUCCGACGGCGGCGAGCGCUUGAGAUCGCUGGGCCGCCAGCUGCUAGCGGGCGCGUGCAGCUUGGCCAUCAUUGCGGCGCCACCGGCGCCUGCAGAAGAGGUCACCAUCCGCUUCAAGGCGUCUGCGGACCCCCAAAUCAGGGCCGCCCAGGAGCGGCUUCAGCAGCAGCUCCAGCAGCAGAAGCAGCAGCAGCAGCAGCAGCAGCAGCAGCAGCAGCAGCAGCAGCAGCAGCAGCAACAGCAGCAACAGCAGCAGCAGCGACAGCACAGAGGCAGCAUCAGAGAAGUGUCAGCCCAUGUGGCUGCCUACACCAGCGCCCUGCACGUGGACCCGACCCUCAACAACCAGGGCCCCGCCAAGUACCGAGCCCGCCUGCAGGACGCCCUCGCGGCCAGCUUCUCGGCAGCUUCCCCCGAGGACGUCGACGCGCAGCUGGCGCAGCUGCUGGCGUCGCUGGGCGACCCGUUCACGCGUGCGCUGCCGCCGCGGCAGGCGGCGGCGUUUGCCGCAGAGGAGGAGGGGAAGGUGCUCUCCGUGGGUCUCGGCCUCGCUCCCUCGAAGACCGGCGGCCUGUCGGUCUCUUUCGUGGUGGACGGCGGCGCGGCCGCGCGCGCGGGCGUGAGAGAGGGCGAUGAGCUCGUGGCCGUCAACGGGGCCCCAGUCAAGCGCGGCGCGACGCCGGGGGACGUUUAUCCGCUGCUACAGCAGCAGGCAGACCUCAAAUUUCGACGCAGCACCAGCAGCGGCAGCGGCGGCAGCAGCGGCAGCAGCAGCGGCGGCGCGGUGCCGGGCCUGGGGACGUUCUUCACCGCGCGGCUGGAGCCGGCGCCGAUCGAGUUCGUGCCGGUCCAGUUUGCCCUGCUGCCUGGCGGGGACCAGCGCGCAGGCGCCGGCAUCACCAGCGGCGGCGCAUCCUCUCGUGCCUCCGGCUCCUUUGGGGCGUCGAGCCGUGCGCGGUCCGCCGCAGACGGGCCGACGCGGCUCGGCGGCGUCGCGACGGCGGCGGCAGGGCCAACGGAGGCACGGGGCGGCGACGGCGGCGGCGGCGCCGGCGGCGGUGGUGCUGGGAUCAUACGCGGCAGCGACGGGGGCGGCAUCGGGUACGUCAAGAUUGUGGUGUUCUCAGCCACGGCGCCAGAGCAGCUGGACCGGGCUCUGAAGGAGCUAGCGGCGGCAGCCGCCGGAAGUGACAGCGGCAGCAACAGCAGCAGCAGCGGCAUCGACGGCGGCCUCGGCAGCAGCAGCGGCAGCGGCGGCAGGAGUAGCAGCGGCGGCAGCGGCGGCGGGGGCCUGAGGGGGCUGAUCCUCGACUUGCGUGACAACCCUGGGGGUGACGUUCAGGCCGGGGUCGAGGCGGCUCGCGACUUCCUGCAGCCAGGGUCCCUGCUGGCUGUGGUCGUCGACCGCGCUGGGGUGGAGGAGCCCGUGGUGCUCACAGAGACCCACCCCCUGCUGCCCGACCGCCUUCCGCUGGCCGUGCUGGUCAACGGCCGCACGGCCUCCACCGGAGAGCUGCUGGCCGGCGCGCUGAGAGACUCCUACCCCGGUUCCAAGCUCAUCGGCGAGCGCACGUUUGGCAAGGGGCUGAGCCAGAGGGUGGUGCAGCUCAAGGGCGACUGGACACUGCUGGUGUCAAGCUUAAAGCUUCUGACGCCCAAAGGCGAAGAGAUCCAAAAGUCCGGCAUCCGACCAGACGUCUCCUGCCGCCCGCCCGUGGUGGUCCGCGAGCGCUUCGAGCCCGGCGCCGCGGGCGGCAGCCGAGUGGACGCGCUGCGGCAGGAUCCCUGCGUGAAGCUCGCGCUGCAGCAGCUGAGCGCGGCCGGGGCUGCGGCCCCGGCGGGGCUUGGGAUUUGA